Molecule: messenger RNA, 1491 nt
Organism: Aspergillus puulaauensis
Lineage: Eukaryota; Fungi; Ascomycota; Eurotiomycetes; Eurotiales; Aspergillaceae
Exons: 8
Coding region: 1-1491 (496 amino acids)
Biological process (GO): carbohydrate transport; transmembrane transport
Cellular component (GO): membrane
Molecular function (GO): carbohydrate:proton symporter activity
Source: RefSeq, a predicted model, not a curated record
AUGGUUUCCGGCGGAAAAGCAAAUCGCUACAACUUCCUCAUUGCCUUCUUCGUCACCCUGGGCUCCUUCACCUAUGGCUACAACUCCUCCGUGACCGCUGGUGUCAUUGGCCUGCCCUCGUUCUUCGCCUAUCUCGACAUCACCCCGUCCACAACCCAGGGAGAUUCAAUUAUCGGCGCCAUCAACGGAGUCUACCUCGCGGGCGGCGCAAUCGGCUGCUGGACGUUAGCCUGGCUCGCAGAUACAAUCGGUCGCCAGCGAACAAUCCAGAUCGUCUGCGUGAUUUGCGUCAUCUCUGCUGCGAUUCAGGCUGGAUCGGUGCACGUGGCCAUGUUUCUGGUCGGCAGGCUCGUAAACGGUUUUGGUGUGGGCUUGAUGAACAGUGUCAUUCCUCUCUUUCAGUCUGAGAUUUCCCCGGCUGCGCAGCGCGGACGGCUUGUUGGGUUUCAUGGGUUUAUUCUUGUCGCAGGCUACAGUUGCGGCGGCUGGACCACGUUCGGAACCUACCAUACGACCAAUACGGCACUCCAAUGGCGGCUGCCCCUUGCGCUGCAGAUCCUCGCGCCCCUGCUUCUUCUAUGUGGGAGCCCCUGGAUCCCCGAGUCCCCCCGGUGGCUCGUGAGUCGUGGGCACGGCGAAAAGGGCCUGAAAAUCCUCGAGGAUUUGCAUCGCACACCAGACGAUCCCGACGCAACGGGCGCCCACAUGGAGUACGAGCAGAUCAAAGCCCAAGUCGCACUCGAAGCAGAAGAGAAGCUCGGUAGUCUGCUCGAGUGUCUUCAGAAGCCGCAUAUCCGGAAGCGCAUGAUACUUGGUUUUCUCGUGCAGUGGUAUCUGCAGAGUACAGGGGUUCUUGUUGUAUUCAAUUACCAGACUCUCCUCUACGCUAAUCUGGGUGUGACGGGCUCAAUUCCCCUCCUCCUCCUCGCUCUAUACAAUCUAAUCGCGGCAAUAUUCAACCUCUGCAACGCACUCGCACUCGACCGGUUUGGAAGGAUCCGUAUCAUUACGAUAGGCGUCGUUGGCUGCAUCGUCGUCCUAAGCAUCUACACAGCCCUAGUUGCGGAAUACGCCUCGACAGACAAUCACGUCGGCAAUGCAUUUGCAAUCCUGUGCCUUUUCCUGUUUGCCGUCUUCUACGGCGGCUGCCUCGACGCGUCCAGCUACGUGUACGUCUCGGAGAUCUUCCCCAACUCGGUGCGCGCGCACGGGGUCGGGUUUUCGAUCAGUGGGCUGUUUUUGUCGAAUAUCCUGUACACGCAAGUGGCGCCAACGGCCCUCAGCCACGUCGGGUGGCGGUUCUUCUUGCUAUUCAUUUUGUUACCUGCCGCGGGCCUGUAUCCGUUCUUAAGGUACUGCCCCGAGACGAAGUUGCUUUCGUUGGAAGAGCUCGCAGGGGCUUUCGGCGAUCCGGUCACUAUGGAGAGAGACAGCGAGAGCGAGAAGAGAGAGGCGGUUGCGGAGCACUGCGAGGGGAUUGGCAGUGUGUAG